Messenger RNA from Protopolystoma xenopodis, 606 nucleotides. Lineage: Eukaryota; Metazoa; Platyhelminthes; Monogenea; Polystomatidea; Polystomatidae. The record is from the annotation of a GenBank genome assembly.
AUGGGCAGCGUGUCCGUGAAGCUGCCCAACUGCCAGCAGAUGCGCCACUGCGUGCUGACUCGUCUCUACGCCACUGCAUUGGCCGGGCUUCGGGAAGACCUGCACAAUCGACUGCUGACAGACGAAGAGACGGUGGGGCUGGCUCCGGCGACAGCCGUCUCAGUCGCGCCGGCGCAUCCGGCCCCGACAACGGGGCCGGCAGUCUCAGGUGCCGGUGGUACCGAAAAGACGGCCGGUAUUGGCGCCCAAAGCGGUCUCAACAGCCCCACGGACCGGCCUGUGCCAGGCGCCCUCAUCGUCGGGCCAACGGUGGCCCGCAGCAGAGCGCCCUUGCAGGCAACCGCAAUGUCGGUUGAGAUAUGGUCGUUGUCGGGCCGGCCGGCCUACGAGACCGGCCAAGGAUUGGUCAAAUCAGCGCUCCCAAGGCCCGGGAGACGCCAAUUCGCCAGCAUCGACGUCUACGGAUUGGACGUUCGGUCGCACCGCUUGACAAGCCGUCAUCUCAAGACCAGAAUGGUAGGUGUGAAUUUCAUGUAUGCCUGUGGUCAUCCUUUUUUUCACACUUCUUCGUUAGCCCGUCAUGCUUGUACGACAGAAAAGUGUUGA